Drosophila kikkawai is the source of this 794-nucleotide messenger RNA. NCBI's taxonomy places the organism in Eukaryota, Metazoa, Arthropoda, Insecta, Diptera, Drosophilidae. The record is from RefSeq and is a predicted model, not a curated record.
ACAAACCAUAAAAAUCCCCUUUAAAUUGUAAAUUUUAAUCUAACGGUCACAAGAUUUCCCUGUGACUGUCAUUUUGUAUAGCAGAAGGUAUGCCAGAUGAGUUGGCAUCCCCACGCCGAACAGCUGUUCACACCGGAAAACAACAACAAAAUACACAAAACAACAACAAACUAGUUUUAGAAAAACCAAAAACAAAAAUGUUACUAAAUAUUAAGUGCGCCCAGAAUGUGCUUAAGCUAAACUUUGGAAAGGCGGCAGCCAAUCUGCUUGCCAAUCGCCUCAAAUCGGGUUUAUCUCACGCCACUGCAGCAACAACAAACGCGAGGAGCCGGGUUAGCUCUCCACAAAUCUCAGUUCUGUAUUCGCCAGCAGCGAAAACAGCAGCAGCAGCAGCAACUGGUGGCAGUUCGGUUCUCCGGAGACUUUACGGCACUCAGAAGAAAGAAACCCCAGCGAAAAAGAGCAAAAUGGUGGUGCGACUAAACGAACAGGAGCGUGCUGAGAAGCUGCAGCCACUACUGGACUGCGGCUGGACCCUGGUCGAGGGCCGCGAUGCCAUCUUCAAGCAGUACGUCCUCAAGGAUUUUAACCAGGCCUUCGCCUUCAUGACUGGCGUUGCCCUGCUGGCCGAGAAGAUUAACCAUCAUCCCGAGUGGUUCAACGUCUACAACAAGGUGGACGUCACACUGUCCACACACGACGUUGGAGGCCUUAGUUCGCAGGACAUUCGCAUGGCCAACUACCUGGAGACCCAGGCCAAUUUGUUGAAAUAAAUGAAAUUGUUUGUUGAGUUA